Cynoglossus semilaevis (tongue sole) is the source of this 4286-nucleotide messenger RNA. RefSeq names its product zinc finger protein 271-like. NCBI's taxonomy places the organism in Eukaryota, Metazoa, Chordata, Actinopteri, Pleuronectiformes, Cynoglossidae. Gene Ontology annotation, molecular function: DNA-binding transcription activator activity, RNA polymerase II-specific; RNA polymerase II cis-regulatory region sequence-specific DNA binding. The transcript has 2 exons. Gene Ontology annotation, biological process: regulation of transcription by RNA polymerase II. Gene Ontology annotation, cellular component: nucleus. Bases 381 to 3377 code for a protein of 998 amino acids. The record is from RefSeq and is a predicted model, not a curated record.
GUAAAAACACACGGAUAGGUAAAAUAAAAUAAAUUGCGUUCCUGUUUAAAAAUGAUAGAUUUUGAAAAGUUCUCUUUCUGAUUUAUGAUGUUUUCUGUAUCUACCAAGGAUUCGUCUGUAAAGGCUGAACCGGGGACAUUUCUGUUGUUAAUAAUCGAUGCUCGGCCUGGGUCUGUAGUUCUUUGGAUUAAAUGUCCUGGAUGAUGUUACACAAAAAGCUCUAGGAGAUUUUUGAGUUGCUUCCGAAAGCCGUCUGCGCAGUGGUCAUCAUGUUUGUGGCGUUACCAAAGCGUCUCACCUUUCACGACCCAAACAUCAAAUAAAGGAGAACCUGAGUUGGUGUUGGUGAAGAUUGAAGGAGGAUUGAAGGAACACUAAAGAUGUGUGAAGUGAAGGAAGAGAUUGAUGAGGACGUCGUCAGACACGAGGCGUCCUUAAAACCCUUCUCAGAGCCGUUCCUCCUCAUUUUGUCUCCGCCCCCGGCGUUCCUCCCUGUCCCUGGUGAACCCACCACGUUCUGGCACAAGUGGCUGAAAGCUUUUGAAACCUAUCUCGGUGCACUAGGUGAGACGGAGCUGGCCGACUCCAGUAAAUGUCUACUGCUCCAAAACUGUCUCGGCCUCGAGGGCCAACGGAUCUUCAGCACGUUGAUCCAAAGCGGGAGCACGUACGCCGCGGCCAUUUCGGUGCUAACGAGUUUCUUCACCUCUGACCGCAGCACUCAGACGAGCCGCCUUAAAUUCCAUCAGAGAGCUCAGAAGCCCGAAGAGACCGUGGAUCAGUUUGUGUCGGCUUUAGACGAGCUGCUGCAGCCCUGCAACUAUGAAGGAGCGAAGGACGAAGUGAUUUUGAAUCAACUGACACUAAAAACCAAGUCUCUGCGUCUCAGAGAAAGGUUGCUGCUGGAGAAAGAAACUCUCACCUUGUCCAAAGCGAUGCUUAUUUCCAAAGAAGUGGAAUCGGCUUUGACUGAGUCUGAACAGUUUGAUUUUCAUGAAGUCAGUGUGGACAUUGGAGACGACGUUUACCCUCCUGUUAAAAAAAAGGCCAAAAGAGGGCGUCCUCGGCGUGGAGAGAUAAGAAUCAAGGCCAAACCUCAGGCGGCUAAAGUCCCGGCUAAAUCUUCUUUCAAGGACAACUUCUAUUACAGUAAUGACAAACUGUAUUAUAGUGAUAAUGAAGAGGAUGACUGCACCAGUGCAGCUGAGGAUGAUGAGACCUGUGGUGUUGAUGAGAACAGUAAGAAAGCCUCCGUCUCACGUUGCAACAAAUCUACAGAUAAAGAUCUUCUCAUUUCUGUCAGCAGCCUGAGGAAGGAUAAGCAGUUAAAGAAAGAGCGCCCCUACUGUCCCAUCUGUGUCAACAGGUUCUUCAGAGACGUGAACAAGCUGGCCAGACACAUGAGGUCUCACACCAAGGAGAAACCCUUCCGCUGUCCUGUUUGCGCAGUGACCUGCAGCCAGUCGUACCACAUGAUCCGACACCUGAGGAACCAGCACGGCGCCGGGCAGCACGUCUGCUUCACCUGUGGGAAAACUUUAGGAAGUUCUGCAGAGUUACGGAGUCACAAGAAGGAGCAUGUGUCGGAGAGCGUCACGUGUCUGCACUGCCAGGAGGUUUUCACCGACACGGAUACAUAUUUAAUCCACGUCCAGUCACACUCUACGACAGCAGACACGGAGGAGGUGAAGAACCAGAGCGACCACCUCGGUGAUGAGGCCGAUCAGAACCAAACGGACUCUGUUAACGAAGACUCCCCAGAGUCUGAGGGGGUAGAAACCAUGGACUCGGGGGCAGAGGAAUCCCAGGACGGUGACGGUGCCAAAGAAAAGAAGUUACCACCCAAGAGUAAAACAAAGGGUCAUUUCUGCCCCAUCUGUGUUGGUAGAGGCUUCAGGGGGGCAAAUAAACUCGCCAGACACAUGAGGACGCACACCAAGGAGAAACCCUUCACCUGCCCCGUCUGCGCUUUGACGUUCAGCCAGUCCUACCACAUGACCCGACACCUGCGGAACCAACACAACCUGGGCAAAUACAUCUGCUCCAAAUGUGGAAAAAAUCUAAGUACUUGGCAGGAUCUGAAAGUCCACCGGAAAACCCAUUCAGCCAAGAAAUGUGAGAAGCAGGUAGAGGAGAAGUCUGCUGUCAGUCACUUCCAGGUACCCAAGACCCCCGGUCCUCAGAGUCACAUCUGCGGCGACUGCGGCAAAGUCUUUGGUCGAACGUACCACUUGAAGAGGCACAUACUGACGCAUCACAAGGCAGCGAACCAAGAGAAGUACGGCUGCCCCGAGUGCCAGAAGAGCUUCGCCUUUCAGAUCGACCUCACCAAGCACAUGCAGAGACACGCCAAAGACGGGAUUUGUCCGAAAUGUCAGAAAACCUUUGACGAUCCAGAAGAGCUGGAGACGCACAUGGAGAUGCACGACAAACCCUACUCCUGUCACAGCUGCGGGAAGAGGUUCAAGGUGGAGUAUGCACUGAAGAAGCACGAAGAAGGACACGGUAACGAACAGUACUACUGCUCACUGUGUAAGAAACACUUCAUCAAACUGUCGCACUACAAACGGCACACCCAGGUUCACGAAAGACGGGAAUCCAGGUGUCCACACUGUAACAUCGUCUUUCUACAGCUAACAGCCCUGAAGUAUCACCUGCGGACUCACACCGUGGAGCGGCCGUUCCAGUGCACGUGGUGCAUGGACACGUUUGAGACAAAGGAGGAACUGGAACAGCACAGUCUCAAACACCGGAAGUUCAGAAAAGAGCGACCCUACACGUGCACCAGGUGCGAUUACGCCUUCCCCACGCUGCCCGAGCUGACGGAGCACAUGAACACGCACGAGGGCGAGCAGCCGUCCUGCUGCCCAAUCUGCGGCAGGACUUUCCUGAACAAGAACAAACUGGAGAAGCACCUGAGCAUCCACACGGGGGAGAGACCUCACCUGUGUUCCGUCUGUGGCAACGGCUUCCCCUCGGCCGCCAGCCUCAAGCUGCACGUCAACAUUCACACAGGAGAGAAACCCUUCCAGUGCUCCCAGUGUAGCAAGGCCUUCAGGUCGUCCAGCGGGCUGCGGCUGCACAGCAGACAGCACAUGGAGGUCCGGCCCAGCUACGAGUGUCGGGAGUGCGGCAGGAGGUACGGACGCAUGACGGAGCUGAAGAUGCAUCAGCGCUACCACACGGGGGACAAACCGUACGCCUGCACCUGCUGCAGCAAACGCUUCAUCAGCAAAGACAAACUGAACGUUCACAUGCGCGUGCACACGGGGGAGAGACCGUACUCCUGUCCACACUGUGGACAGACGUUCACGCAGACUGGAGACAGAAACAGACACAUUGGUAAAUACCACGCCCUCGAACCUGUGGACUCAUGAGUCGAUGGCGAUGACCGUCUGGAGGUUUCUGGUCUGGAUAUCUGUUACAGUAGAUAGGGUUAAAAACCAACCCUAGAAUCUUUAGAGAGUUUAAAAUUAAAAACCUAGUCUCACAUGUUCCACUUUCAAGGGAACAGUUUCUGCUCGUUCUUUUAGACCUCAGUUGUCUAGGAAACAAGCAGCAGUCUGACUGUCUGACGUAGUGCAGCGUGUGUUGUUUUUCGUAGACACUGAGAGGCGACAAAAAUCAACUACAAAAACAGUGAAAAUAACCUUGUUUUGCUUGAAGCUGAUACUGUUUAAAGUAUUGUUAAACUACGCGGACCUUCAGUGUCGUCCAACGUGGACGACACGAAUGUUAAAAUAAUAACUGAAAACCCUAAACGGACACAUGCACCGUUGUUGCAGCCUGGAUGAAGUAACCCUGCCUGGGUCUAAAGAAAAGAAGACAGUGACACUACGUUGUUGAAGCUAAACACUAAUCCUUAGCAGAUACACCAUUAAACCAAAGCCUCUAACACUAUAUUUAUGUUUGUGGAAUUCUACUGAACCUGGAGUCCACUUGGUUUGUUCUUUGUUUAUUAGCCUGCUGUCCCUCUUUUGCAUGUUUGUACUUUUAUAAUCGUAUCCAGAUUUGUGCCAUUCUUUUGGGAGACCAAAGAAAACUGUGUGAGAACAAUGUUAUUUUCUGUGCUGAUGCGUUGUUUUGAACACUAGGAUAUCGUCGCUGAUCAGGUUUGGACUCACUUUUUUUCCUUCACUUUAGUUAUUUUUUUUUGUUUGUUUUGGUUGUUUACUAACUUUAACUCAGAAACAUUCUCUGUGGCCAGAAACAAACAUCAACAUGAAACAAAACUGUUGUGUUUGUAACAAUAAAUCACAACAGUACGAGCUGUGUGCAAAUCAAAA